This is a messenger RNA of Pistacia vera, 1611 nucleotides long. RefSeq lists its product as uncharacterized. Gene Ontology annotation, molecular function: single-stranded DNA binding; 5'-tyrosyl-DNA phosphodiesterase activity. The transcript is spliced from 3 exons. The record is from RefSeq and is a predicted model, not a curated record. The coding region runs from base 445 to 1365 and encodes 306 amino acids. Gene Ontology annotation, cellular component: PML body; cytoplasm. Gene Ontology annotation, biological process: double-strand break repair. Lineage: Eukaryota; Viridiplantae; Streptophyta; Magnoliopsida; Sapindales; Anacardiaceae.
UAGUUUGAUAGUGUUUCUUUAGUGUUUACCUUAUUAUAGGCACUUGCGUUUAAUCGAUUUACUUAUUUUGAGGCAAAUAUUUUCUAUGUGUUUUUUAGGAGAAUUUAGCAAGUAAAGGUAGUAGUUUGGCGUUUCAUUUUUUUGUCUUUCAAUGGAGUUUGGCUGAAGGAUGUGAUCUUGUGUGCUGUCUCCUAUUUUUGAAAAGAAAGAGAACCGAUCAUCACCCUGACUGUUUCAGUUAAUGGGUAAGAUGAGCAUUCCUUUACUAAAACAUCAUGCUGCAACUGGCAAUUGCAAGAAUUGCCAGAAGUUACGUGUUUCCAUGUGAGGUAUGAGAAAGCAUUUUAAAGAAAUUAAUUAGUAGCUUUUAGCAAUUUUGAUUCCAAAUGUUCUAGUUUUCUUUAUGUCAUGGUACUGAUGAAUGAUACAGAAUGAUAUGCAUUUAUGGUUUGUUAUUAUACACGUAUAAAGUUCUUUAUGUUUGUGGCAGAGGACACUAACUCAGGGGUAAGCACAGAGAACACUAAUUCAGGGGCAGUUAUGAGGUCAUUGAAGAUUUUGAGUUAUAACGUUUGGUUCCGAGAAGACCUGGAGAUGCAUAAGAGGAUGAAAGCAAUUGGUGAUAUAAUUCAACUGCAUUCUCCAGAUCUCAUUUGUUUUCAGGAGGUUACUCAUGAUAUAUAUGAGGUACUUCGCCAAUCCAGCUGGUGGAAGGUAUAUCAAUGCUCAGUUUCAAAUGAGAUGGUAGAGUCAAGCUCGAGGCCAUACUUUUGCUUGCAGUUAAGCAAAUUGCAAGUGAAAGCCUUCAGCUGUAAACCCUUCAGGAAUUCAAUUAUGGGGAGAGAACUUUGCAUUGCUGAGGUUAAAGUUCUAGACGAGAAGUCUUUGGUUGUUGCCACUAGCCAUCUUGAGAGUCCCUGCCCGGGCCCUCCUAUGUGGGAUCAGAUGUUUAGCAAAGAACGUGUGGAACAGGCAAGGGAGGCUAUCAACCUUCUGGAGAAGAAUCAAAAUGUGAUCUUUUGUGGUGAUAUGAACUGGGAUGACAAGUUGGAUGGUCGAUUUCCUUUCCCUGAGGGAUGGGUUGAUGCCUGGACAGAGUUAAGGCCAGGGGAGAAUGGGUGGACGUAUGAUACUAAGUCCAACCAGAUGUUGUCUGGUAAUCGUACAUUGCAGAAGCGGCUAGACCGAUUUAUUUGCAAUUUGCGUGAUUUUAAGAUUAGUAGAAUUGAUAUGAUUGGGACGGAGGCAAUACCAUGUCUAUCAUAUUGCAAAGAGAAGAAAGUGAAGAAAGAGAUAAAGAAGUUGGAGCUUCCUGUUUUGCCUAGUGAUCAUUAUGGCUUGCUUUUAACAAUCAGUAGUCAGUAAUGUUGGUAAUGAUAAUGGUUGAAUGAAAGAGUGAUGAAGUAAUGAUCAUUUUUUGGGCAUUGUUUGUAUGCAUAUAUGAUACGCACUUUUGUAUAGGUGAAAAACGAAAUGAUGUAACAGCGUUUUUGCAGCGUAUUAUCCUUCAAUGAAAUGAUGAAACAGAUUUUGCGGCAUGUUAUGUUUCAUAUUUCGGUGAAGUUUUGUGGAUGAUGAGGGCAAUGUUUAGAUAUGAAAUGCUAAGAGUAC